AACCACACACAGUCCUGCACUGGGUUUUUGGUGUUUCAGGUUUGUUGCACCUGAGGUCACGGCCAAGUCACUGACAUCAGUGGACACUGCCUAUCAACGUUAUGACGUCAGAGGGGGGUCAGCGGUGGCAGUAGAGUACUGUUUGCGUCAUUAAAAUAUAUUUAAAACGAUAAAACGAUAGUUCUGCACUCUAUUUACUACAUCACAUAAUUACCAUAGAAGCUGCUUUUCUGUAUAUAAGGCGGGAGAAAGCGGGCGGUGUUUGUAUCUUUACGUAGUGCUGACACAACCUGAACAUCACAGUAUGUUCAACACUUAAAGCGCUUUUAAAGGGGAAGCACCUACACCGGCCAACUUUAAGUCAUCAUGGCGGAUUCCUCUUUAGACAACAUGACAUCUCUUGCCAGGGCUCUGUCGCAACCGAAGCUGGACAUGAAAGAAGUGAAUGAUGUUGGUUCUCCGCGAAACAUUCCGCUGCAUCCGUGUCGAAGGAGAAAGCUAUCGGGCUGUAACUCACCCGAGUCGUUUGACUCGGUGAUUUCGCCUUCCGCCGAGGCGCGAGUCCUGGUCAUCAAUACCGGAGGAACUAUUGGGAUGACCCUUCACGACGACGUGCUCGCACCAAAAGCCAAUGCCUUAGUGAAGAGCCUGCGCAAGCUGCCCAUUCUCCAUGAUGAGACGUAUGCACAGCAGACCUGCCUGUAUGACUACUAUGGAUCAGAGAACAUCCUGGUUUUGCCGAUGAAUAAACAGAAUAAGAGGAUAGUGUACACUGUCUUAGAGUAUAGCCCUUUGCUGGACUCAUGCAAUAUGACCACCGAUGACUGGGGUCGAAUUGGAAAGGACAUUGAGAAAAACUAUGAAAGCUAUGAUGGUUUUGUGAUCCUUCACGGCACAGACACUAUGGCGUAUACAGCCUCUGCCCUGUCCUUCAUGUGUGAACAUCUGGGCAAACCAAUCAUCCUCACCGGUUCACAAGUGCCUAUCUUUGAGAUGAGGAAUGAUGGCAGAGACAACCUGCUGGGGGCACUGCUGAUUGCUGGCCAAUUUGUCAUUCCUGAGGUGUGCUUGUAUUUCUACAACAAACUCUACAGAGGGAACCGUGUGACCAAAGUGGAUGCUGGGAGUUUCAAUGCAUUCUCCUCCCCUAACUUGCCUCCACUGGCCACAGCUGAAGUGGAUAUUACAAUCAACUGGGAUACAGUUUGGAGGGCAGCCACCACAGUAAAGUUUCAAGUCAGAACUGAGCUGAACCGUAAUGUAGGCCUGCUCAGGCUGUUCCCAGGAAUCACUACUGCUACUGUGAGGGCCUUCCUACAGCCGCCCAUGGAGGGUGUGGUUCUGGAGACUUACGGCAGUGGCAAUGCCCCAAAUAAUCGUCCUGAUCUGAUUGAGGAGCUGAAGAAGGCCACUGACUCUGGCGUCAUCAUUGUAAACUCCACCCAGUGUCUGAGGGGGACCGUGUGUGCAUCUUACGCCACUGGCAAAGUAUUGAUGGAUGCAGGGCUGAUAUCUGGUUGUGACAUGACUCCAGAGGCUGCCCUGUCAAAGCUGUCCUACGUGUUGGCCAAGAAGGAGCUCAAUCUAAAUGGCAAGAAAAAGAUGAUGGGUCAGAAUCUGCGAGGUGAGAUGAGUGCUGACAUAGCAGGAGCCAAGCUGUGUCUGAGCGACAGUCGUUUCAUCCAGGUUAUCGCCAAAUCUCUGAGCAUCAGCUGCAAAGAGGAGCUGGAAGCCAUCCGUGAUGCUCUGACUCCCCCACUGGCUUGUGCUGCUGCUAAGAUUGGAGACAUAGAAUCUUUAGAAGCUUUAAAAGAAAUGGGCAGUAACUUGUGUCUGGGUGACUAUGAUGGACGUACACCUCUACAUGUCGCUGCCUCUGAGGGCCACUUCAAAAUGGUGCAGUACCUACUGAAUCAUGGAGCUACAGUCUAUGCUAAAGAUCGCUAUGGGGCUACACCCCUGUCCAACGCUGUCCGCUUCAGACACAAGGAAGUUGUGAAGCUCCUGAGAAAGACGGGCGCCCACUUCUCCAGAGAGGAGUUGGAGGAAGCGGGAACAGAACUGUGCAGCCUGGCAGCCAGCGGUGACCUUGAGGGCCUGGAAAUCUGGGGCCUGGCCGGAGCAGAUCUGAGCACACCAGGCUAUGAUGGACAGACAGCGAUUCAAGUGGCCCAGGCUGUUGGAAAAAAGGAAACACUGGCAUUUUUAGGCAAGCUCAAGAGCAAUAAGUCCAAGGCAGUUUGUGAUGGGUUUAAUGAGUAUAAUGAAUGUGAUGAUGAUGAUGAUGAUGAUGAGGGCGGUGGAGUGAUCCAGUUCACUGCCACACCAUCCGAGCUGUGAGCUGAUGCCGCCUAGACCAACAGAAUUCAUCCCCCGUUUGUGUCCAUGUCCUCCCAAACCGUCUGCAGGAUGCUUGUAUUUGCACAUGCUUUAAAGCUGUCAUUUCUUACAGUAUUUCUGUCCAAAUGUAUGGAGAAACACAACAUUGUGUAGCCAGUGCUUUAGGUGCACAGUGCCCAAAAAGAGCAUGACUAUGUGUACAGUAUGUACAUGUUUGACUGUUGCACAGAAGUCUGUGUAUAAGGAAACAAUAUCGCUCUGAAUGUUUUAAUCAAAUGCUUUUAUUUUCAUGUAUGAACAAAGGUUAUUGUGAUGUCCAGUCAGGGAGUUAAGGGUGAACUACACUUAAGCUGUUUUAACACGGACAGUGCUGCAACCUCCCCUUACUGCACAGACAGUGAAAGAUAAUGGUUAUAUAUAUAUAUUUUUAAUACCAAAAGAGUUAAAGGACUAUAACAUUACUUUAUAAAGUAAUGUUUUCUUUUCCUAUAGCAAUAAAAGCAUGCUAUUUAGAUGCACAGGGUGCAGUAAGAGAUUUGUUUUUUAUUUUUAUAAUGGGAUGCUGCAAAGCAUCAUGUGAGCUGAUGACAAGUUACCCAACUUGUAGCACGACCGCUUUGGUGAAAACUAUACUUCUGCCUCUGUAGUAGAGAUUUCCCUCUGUUGAAACAGGUAUUGCAAAAACCUGUGGUUCCUUUUCAGACCCAUCAGGCCUGUUUCUUGUCCUGAUCAUCAGGCUGGAAGAGUCACAUAUCUCUCACUUUGAAAUAGAAAAGGACAUUCAGACUGUUGUGUGAACCAGAUAGACUUAAAACCGCCAUUUUCUAUGUUUUGUAUUGUUGCGUGUUUGUGAUCACAAACUUAUUUUUCUUUUCUUUGUUGUGUUAAAUGUUGCUGUUCUUCCUUCCUUUAUAUUAUUAGAUUUUGACACCAAUCCUGGUUAAAAUGUUUCACACUUUAUUGUUAUCAUCUGUUAGGGGGUCUUCUGUGAUAAACUGUGACUUUAAAGUGGAAAUACGUAUUAAGUACUUGAAAACAAUCCUGUUUCUGGUGCUGAUAUUGGGGCAAUGUUGUAUUCAAAAACAAAUAAGGGUGUGUGUGUGUGUGUGGAAAAAGCAAAAAAUAAA
This is a messenger RNA of Monopterus albus (swamp eel), 3467 nucleotides long. It is a transcript of the gene aspg, whose product is annotated as asparaginase homolog (S. cerevisiae). The record is from RefSeq and is a predicted model, not a curated record. Lineage: Eukaryota; Metazoa; Chordata; Actinopteri; Synbranchiformes; Synbranchidae. The transcript is spliced from 17 exons. Gene Ontology annotation, biological process: amino acid metabolic process. Gene Ontology annotation, molecular function: asparaginase activity; protein binding. Bases 367 to 2340 code for a protein of 657 amino acids.